Messenger RNA from Acanthosepion pharaonis, 909 nucleotides. The record is from the annotation of a GenBank genome assembly. NCBI's taxonomy places the organism in Eukaryota, Metazoa, Mollusca, Cephalopoda, Sepiida, Sepiidae.
AUGUAUCAUAACACUGGUAACUUAAUCUAUCUAUCUAUCUAUCUAUCUAUCUAUCUAUCUAUCUAUCUAUCUAUCUAUUAUACACAUUUUAAAAUGGUGUCUUCUGUAUGCUUCCUCUCUUUGCUUCUAUACGGUGCUGAGACGCGGCCUCUCAGUAUGACUUUCGCAUCUCGUGUCCAUAUCUAUCUAUCUAUCUAUCUAUCUAUCUAUCUAUCUAUCUAUCUAUCUAUCUAUCUAUCUAUCUUUUCUAAUUCUAGCAAACAACGACAUCGUAAUAUUGUGAGUGUUCUUGGUUUGUGUCUCGAGACGCGUCUACCAGGUCUCAUCGCAGAAUUUGUUGAUGGCGUCUCUGUAAAGGAAUUCAUGCGAAGCAGUUACAAAUCGAUGACAUGGCCAACAAGGGCGAGAAUAUGUCUUCAAGCAGCAGACGGGCUGGCGUUUUUACACAGUUGCAAACCGUCAAUAUUUCACAGGGAUGUCAGAUGCGCGAACAUUUUCAUUACAGAUCAGGAUAUUGUUAAGGUGGCAGAUUUUGGAAUUACAAAAUUACUGCAGCCUUUACGGGAAGAAUGUACAAAGGAAGAAUGUGUCUGUCAGAAAGCCUAUAGUGCUUGUGCAUCUUCUAUACGGUGGACAGCUCCUGAGGUGUUACGAAACCCAACUGCCAAAGAGCACGAACAAAAAUACAAUGUCCUGUGUGACGUCUACUCGUUCGGAAAUAAUAAAAACAAACAUAUGUAUUCACCAAAACGUUUUAACAUCUUUUUGAAUUUAUCUCUCAAUACUCACCAAUAUCUAUCUAUCUAUCUAUCUAUCUAUCUAUCUAUCUAUCUAUCUAUCUAUCUAUCUAUCUAUCUACAACAGGUUUUCAUAUGUAAGUGUAUACAUUUAUAUGUAUCUUCGUUUUAA